Messenger RNA from Urocitellus parryii (Arctic ground squirrel), 1212 nucleotides. It is a transcript of the gene Lyrm4, whose product is annotated as LYR motif containing 4. Lineage: Eukaryota; Metazoa; Chordata; Mammalia; Rodentia; Sciuridae. Gene Ontology annotation, biological process: iron-sulfur cluster assembly. Gene Ontology annotation, cellular component: L-cysteine desulfurase complex; mitochondrion. The record is from RefSeq and is a predicted model, not a curated record.
CACAGYCGUCGAGGGCGGGGCUUCGGCGCGGGGCGCGCUCGGUAACCCGGGCAACGCGGCCUCCGACAGGUGCAAAGAAGAACCAAGCUUCUGAGACACCGAUGUCUCCGCCACGCCCCUGGGCGGUUCGCUAAGGCGGUUGGCGACCAGGCUGCGCGCUUUCAGUGCUCAAGCCUCCGACCUUCAUCCACCAAGGAGCGUGGCAAGUGGUCACAGGCCGCCCCAGGUUUCCAGCCUCAUUGCCCAGUUCGGCCGCAGGAGCGGCGCUUUUCRUAACCCCGGGAGCCUCCCCGGAGGAGGCGGGAGCGCGAGCACCUCCCCUCCGCGCCGCCCCCUUAGCUGCCCGUAGCCCUGCCUGCGCCCGCCUCCAAGAGGCGCGGGACGCCGGYCGCCGGCCGCAACGGUACUCACCUAGGCCGAGGGCCGCCCGCGGGCAAAGACUGUUGCUGCGGGUUAUUUCGUUCGUGGCUUUUGUAUAGGCUGAAAUUUGGGUUGAGUUAAACUCAGGACUUCCGCAAACGGGACCUGUUUGGGGUUUGUUUGGGGUUUUUGGUUUGGGGUUCCCUCCCCCCCACUUUUUUUUUUCUUGGUUCUUUUUCCAAAAUGGCAGCCUCCAGCCGCGCACAAGUGUUAGAUCUGUACCGAGCGAUGCUGAGAGAGAGCAAGCAUUUCAACGCCUAUAAUUACAGAAUGUAUGCUGUCAGGAGGAUAAGAGAUGCCUUCAGAGAAAAUAAAAAUGUAAAGGAUCCUGUAGAAAUUCAAAACCUAGUGAAUAAAGCCAAAAGAGACCUUGAAAUAAUUCGUCGACAGGUUCAGAUUGGCCAACUCUAUUCAACUGACAAGCUUGUCAUUGAGAAUCAAGAGAAGCCAAGGACCUAGGGAGCUGGGAACCAGCCACCGACGGGGCCAUGGACCACCUUCAGCAUCCAUUCUGUGUGCAGGCUGAAAAUAGCCUCUCACUUUGCCUACCCUAUGGGAGCUGAAAAACUGAGUCACGUUUCCAUUCUGUUACAGCCUUGGUGAGAAAGGAUGGCUGUGCCUUCUCAGUUCAAGUGUUAGCAUGAAGGGCUAGAGGUCACUCCGAAUAAUGCUAUGUAUUAUGGUGUCUCCUCUCCCUCCCAUCCCAUCUUGUAGCUCGUCACCAUUUGUAGAGAACAUAUACAGACUUUGUUUUUCUUGGUCCUUGACAAUAAACCAAAGUGUCUCCCUUUU